AUGGCCGGCUCGGCAGACUCUCCUGGCUCGCUGACUGCGACACACAUCUCAUGGAUCCUCCUUCUCAUCUACUACUCCCGGUCACGGUCCACUACGCCUGCUCAGGGACGGGAGAUUCUCGGUAUAGUCACACAGACUGGCCUCGAAGAGGAGGCACUGGUGGUGAGGCUACUCAUCUACCUCGUCAGAUGCUGGGACGGCGUCAAGCCUCCGCCGUCUUCUCUGGAUCAGCUCUGCCAUACGCUCCGAGCUUGUCUGCUCUCUGCCCCUGACUCGGACUCCACCCAUCACCUUGCACAGGUCGAAUGUCUCAUCGGGUGGCUCAGAGCACAGUGGGCACAGGCAUUGGAAACGGCUGGUGCUCGCUCCUACCCCAGCUUCACUCCCUGGCUUCAUGGGGUAUUCGAGACUUCGAUUCAGUAUCUCGUUGCUAUGGAGGAGGAGGGCAUACCAGACAUGACGGACAGGAAGAUUGACAAGAGGUCACCGUUGGGCAUCGCCGUGAGAAGAAUGGCGCUGGCUUACGACGAUCUCGAUAAGAUCAGUCAGAUCAAAGUGCUCGAAAGAAAUGCUAGAGCUUGGUGCAGAGGAGACGCAGACGCCCAGUUCUCGAAGGCAGAAGCCUCUGGCUCCGGAGACAUCUCUUUGCCCACCCGUAUGCAGGUCUUCGAUGAAUACCAACGAGCUCGACAUCGUGGAGACUACUCGGCAACAAAAGAGCAGCUACACCGCUUUUUCGACUAUGCGCCUCCCGCAGGCCCCAGAGGCGCCAUCCUUGCACAACGAUCGAAGCUACAUCAUCACGCUUUGCUCAAUCUUGCAGGCUUCCAAAUCGAAAUGGAGGAAUGGGCCCUGGCGGAAAUGACUCUCAAAGAGGCAAUUACAUUGGCGCGCACAGAAAAAGAUGAACAAUGCCUGAGCAUGUGUAACAGCCUGAAUAGGAGACUUGAAGCAGCAGCGAACCAGCUGGCUACAGAAGAUGGAAGAAGGAUACCUGUCGCUGGCCCUUCCACUCCCUGGAGACCGGCAGAGCGCUCAAUGCAAAGAGGUCGACUGUACGCGGAUGAUCUUUGGGACGCGAGCAGAGCGGCUAGAGAAGGCUCUGACGUGCUACAAAUUACGACCGAAGUUCAGAGGCUCGUGCGUCUGCCCCUUCCUGCCAGUCUGACGAAGCCGCAAGGACCUAGCCCAGUUGUUAAGCCAGGCUCAGCCAUACCCUCUGGAGAUCCCCAACGCACGAUGAUUACACAAGAUGCUGUACGGCCCUGGGCUACGGCAGCCUAUCUCUCAUCGCGCAUGGGCGAUGUGCGAUCCGCCCGGCGCUACAGACGGCUAGCUAGAGAGGAACCAUAUCGCGAUCGGCCCGCCCUACGUGAAGCGGAUGAGCUGGUCAUGCGAUUGCAAGAGGCAUACGCUCUGGCAGAAGAGGGAAAGUAUGACGAUGGUCUCGAGCUGAUGUUGGAUACAAAUCUAUUGAAGCGGAUGUCACUCGCCGACUAUCGCAAAUGGACCAAGGUCAUCUACCAGGUUCUGCAUCUGCGAGCCCGUCGUGCGGGAGCGUUACAGGCUGCAAGGCGGAUCUCAGUGCUGGCCUGUGGGAAGGAAGAGAUGCCUGAGGGCGAGGAAGGAAUCGAUCAGCAUCUCCUGUCGCUCUACGCAGUGGGAAGGGCCUUUGCUGAUGCGAAUGAAGGCCCUCGAGCAAUGGAACCGCUGUUACAGCUGUUGCAAGACGCGCGAGACUGUAGUCAUCUUGUCUUGUACCGAAGGGGGACGGUGCUCCUGGCGCGGGUCCUGGCGGUGAACAUGGGCCUGGAAAAGGUGGGAUGCGAGAUGAUGGACGACGUUAUGCCCGAGCUUCUCGCUGAUCACAACCUGGAGCGAAGGGCAGAGAGCAGCUACGCUUACGCGCGUGUCCUACUGGCCGCUUCGCCAAGAAAGACUGCCCCGGAGGCCCAUCUGGCCAAGAGGGCCAUAUCUUGGCUGCUGAGCGCUCGGUCAGAUCUGCAGAAGGUAGCCGAAGCGCCGCCGGCCCUACUGCCGGUAUUGAAUUUGCUAGCAAGGCUCUAUCACAUCCUGGAUGACAUCACUCGCCGAGACGAGGUCAGCGAAGAAUAUCUCGAUGUGAAGAGCAAGAUCGAUGUCCUACAGUCGGGGCGCGGUGGAGAUGUCCGCGCAGUCAAGGAAGCAGCAGCAAAGACGGAUACGACGGUCCUUAGAAGCGGCGAAAGUGCCGGACCUCUACCAGAAGCAGAGGACUUGCGGGAUGGGGAUGACAAUGCGAUCUGCCUGCCAUUGUGGGAAGAGCUGAUCGCAACAGUCGGAGCAAAGAUUGCCGCCGACGCCUAG
Messenger RNA from Microstroma glucosiphilum, 2346 nucleotides. RefSeq lists its product as hypothetical. The coding region runs from base 1 to 2346 and encodes 781 amino acids. Gene Ontology annotation, biological process: positive regulation of mitotic metaphase/anaphase transition; protein K11-linked ubiquitination; anaphase-promoting complex-dependent catabolic process. Lineage: Eukaryota; Fungi; Basidiomycota; Exobasidiomycetes; Microstromatales; Microstromataceae. The transcript is spliced from 2 exons. The record is from RefSeq and is a predicted model, not a curated record. Gene Ontology annotation, cellular component: anaphase-promoting complex.